CUCCAGGGAUCAGUGAUGUUCAGUGAUGUGUCCAUAGACUUCUCUCAGGAGGAGUGGGAAUACCUGGACUUGGAACAGAGGGAUUUGUAUAAAGAUUUAAUGUUGGAGAACUACAGCAACUUGGUCUCAUUGGGAUGUUUUGUUUCUAAACCAGAUGUGAUUUCCUUCUUGGAGCAAGGAAAAGGGCCCUGGAAAGUAGUGAGGAAAGGAAGAAGACGAUAUCUAGAUUUGGAGACCAACUAUGAGACCAAGAAGUUAUCUUCAGAAAAUGACAUUCAUGAAAUAAACUUAUCCCAGUGGAAAAUAAUGGAAAUUAUUAAAAAACAUGGCCUUAAGAGCCUCAUUUUAAAAAAUGAUUGGGAGUCUAAAAGAAAAUUUGAAGGGCAAGAGGAAUAUUUCAAUCAAGUGAAAAUUACAUCUCAAAAAGUGUCCUUUUACCAAAAGCGCUCAUCUCCUUCUUCACAUCAGAGAAUUCAUUUUGUUGAGAAACCCUAUGAAUGUAAGGAAUGUGGGAAGGCCUUUAGAGUAUGCCAACAACUUACUUUUCAUCACAGGAUUCAUACUGGUGAGAAACCUUGUGAAUGUAAGGAGUGUGGGAUGGCCUUUAGACAGACUGCACAUCUUACUCGACAUCAGAGACUUCAUUCUGGUGAAAAACUCUAUGAAUGUAAGGAAUGCGGAGACUCUUUCAUUUGUGGCCCAGACCUUAGAGUACAUCAGAAAAUUCAUAUUGGUGAGAAACCCUAUGAAUGUAUAGAAUGUGGGAAAGCCUUCAGAGUUCGUGGUCAACUUACUCUCCAUCAGAGGAUUCAUACUGGUGAAAAACCCUAUGUAUGAACAGAAUGUGGGAAGGCCUUUAGACAGUAUGCACACCUUACUCGACAUCAGAAGCUUAAUAUUGCUGACAAACUCUAUGAAUGUAAAGAAUGUGGGAAGGCCUUUUUGUGUAGCUCUGGCCUUAGAGUGCAUCACGAACUUCAUACUGGUGAGAAACCCUAUGAAUGUAAAGAAUGUGGGAAGGUCUUUAGAGUAUGACAGAAACUGACACUCCACCAGAGAAUUCAUACUGGUGAGAAGCCCUACGAAUGUAAGGAGUGUGGGAAGACUUUUAGUCAUGGAUAUCAUCUUAUUCUUCAUCACAGAAUUCACACUGGUGAGAAACCUUAUGAAUGUAAGGAAUGCUGGAAGGCCUUUAGUCAUUACUCACAACUUAUUUCACACCAGAGUAUUCAUAUUGGUGUUAAACCCUAUGACUGUAAGGAAUGUGGGAAGGCCUUUAGACUCCUCUCACAACUUACACAACAUCAGAGUAUUCAUAUUGGUGAGAAACCCUAUAAAUGUAAGGAAUGCGGGAAGGCCUUUAGAUUGCGCCAAAAACUUACUCUACAUCAGAGCAUUCAUACUGGUGAAAAACCCUUUGAAUGUAAGGAAUGUAGGAAAGCCUUUAGACUUAAUUCAACUCUUAUUCAACAUCUGAGAAUUCAUUCUGGUGAGAAACCCUAUGAAUGUAAGGAAUGUAAGAAGGCCUUUAGACAACAUUCACACCUUACCCAUCAUCUGAAAAUUCAUAACAUAAAAAUAUAA
Hippopotamus amphibius kiboko is the source of this 1584-nucleotide messenger RNA. Its product is annotated as zinc finger protein 82 homolog. Gene Ontology annotation, molecular function: RNA polymerase II transcription regulatory region sequence-specific DNA binding; DNA-binding transcription factor activity, RNA polymerase II-specific. The record is from RefSeq and is a predicted model, not a curated record. Gene Ontology annotation, cellular component: nucleus. The transcript has a single exon. Lineage: Eukaryota; Metazoa; Chordata; Mammalia; Artiodactyla; Hippopotamidae. Gene Ontology annotation, biological process: regulation of transcription by RNA polymerase II.